UUAGUAUAUAUUAGUUUUAAACUAUUAUUUAGCUUGAGUUAUAGCAACUAUACUUGUUUAAUUCUACAAUAAUCAAUACGAACAAAGUAUCGUAAAUUAAAACAUUAUUAUUUAUUUCACAUCUGAAUAAUAUGCCGGUCUACUCGUUUUCACUCGGUUAGGUUAGCUGUUGAAAUGAACGUCAAAAAUACUUUGCUGUUACGCACAUGUUCAUUUUUCAUAAGGAGGCAUAAUCAUUAUGAGCGCGAUCACUGUGAUCUACGAGUUAAUGAUCACGUGCGUUUUUUUCGUAGACGUCGGCACGAUGCCGGUGGAUCGUCUAAACCAAUUAAAUUUCACACCCGAGAGCGCGUUAGGUUACAACAACUUGAACAACUCGACCGUGGUCGACAAUUCGCCCAACUGGGACAUUUUGGAGAAGAUCGACGUGAAGAAAUUAUUGGAGAUACUGAAAAUACUCAGCGAAGAAAAAUCUGCAGAAGAGUCGGAAACCACGAGUUUACCGUCUACUACCGUGAACGCGGUACACGAAUUGGACUGUUCAAAAGACAAGGUCGACGAAGAUUUACAGAAAAGUCAAGUUACAAGAUUGAUGUUUUUGAAGACAGCGAAUGCCCUAGUGUCGGAUCACAUAAAAUCGGUUCACGAAACAAUUCAAAAGAACAACGACGUUUUGACGAAGCUUAAUAUUUUGAAAGGGAUGCUGAGGGAAGAUUAUAUACGCUCAAAAGGAUUGUCACCGUGGUUUAAAUACAAUAUGUCCAAGUACAAAAAUAUUGAUAACACUUAUUAUUAAAUAUAAUAUGUACCUUACAGUUGUACCUAUAUGGCUAUAUACAUACACGAGUACACGACGACCAAUAACAAUUUUAGA
Molecule: messenger RNA, 874 nt
Organism: Rhopalosiphum padi (bird cherry-oat aphid)
Lineage: Eukaryota; Metazoa; Arthropoda; Insecta; Hemiptera; Aphididae
Exons: 2
Coding region: 239-796 (185 amino acids)
Source: RefSeq, a predicted model, not a curated record